Messenger RNA from Scomber japonicus (chub mackerel), 2399 nucleotides. It is a transcript of the gene bmp16, whose product is annotated as bone morphogenetic protein 16. Gene Ontology annotation, biological process: SMAD protein signal transduction; BMP signaling pathway. Bases 486 to 1925 code for a protein of 479 amino acids. Gene Ontology annotation, cellular component: extracellular region. The record is from RefSeq and is a predicted model, not a curated record. Gene Ontology annotation, molecular function: growth factor activity; cytokine activity. NCBI's taxonomy places the organism in Eukaryota, Metazoa, Chordata, Actinopteri, Scombriformes, Scombridae. The transcript has 3 exons.
CUGACAGACAGAUACUACUCAUUUUCCUCCUGCAGCUUCCAUGCACGGCGGCACCAGCGGUACAAGUGUGUUUCAAACAACCAGAGGUGGAAGUGCAGGCGACAGAGAAAGGGAGUUGCCUACGAGCAGAGGUCAGGCAGGCAAAGGGGGAAGCCGGUGGAUGUUUUUAAGAGUUUGCUUAUCUGACACUGACAACAGGAUGAGAAGCUGAGUGAGGGAGCAUAAAGGGGAGAACACACAGCAGGGCAAAAACAUGGAGAGAGCAGCAUUACCUGCACUGCAUUUAUAUAGGAGACAUAGGAGAAACAGGCACUGGCUGUCCUGAAAGAGGUAAAACAGAAAGCGAGGACCUUUACAGAGAAAAAAUAGUCCACUUUGUCCAUUCUGUCCAAAGGAGCGGGAGCGAGAGCCGAGGGAUCGUAACACUGGAGCUCAAGGAUAAACCAUGGACUCUGCAUACAUCCCACCACACCUGGACGUCCACCAUGUUCCCUGCUAACCUACUGCUCCUCAUGGUCCUGCUGCUACCUCAAGCCUCGUCUGGUCGCCAGGGUGGAGACACCAGCGAGAUCGACCAUGACAGGGUAUCCCCCACACCUUCCACUUUGUUGCCCCGACCAGCCGGAUCCCCUCUGGAGCCCAACCUGGCUCAGACCAUCCAGAGUCUCCUCCUAAACCGGCUGGGCCUGCAGUCGCAGCCCGACCCUCGGCAUGGAGUGCCAGUCCCCCGCUACCUUCUGGAUCUUUACCGCUUCCACCAGCAGCAGUUCCAUCUACUGGAGGACCCUUCCUUUAGCUUCCCCAGCCACCACAUCCAGGAGGCCAACACAGUACGCAGCUUUCAUCAUACUGACCCCCUUGGAAACAGUCUUCCAGCAGAUGAUCGUAAGAGAGUGCACAUCUCGUUCAAUAUCUCCUCCAUCCCACAGGAUGAGAAGGUGCUCUCUGCUGAGCUUCGGCUCCUCCGCAGUGACAGAGCCUCGCUGGGCCCUGGGCCCCACAGACUAAACCUGUACCUCUCUGAGCACCAUGAGGACCCUGAACCUGCUCUGCUAGAGACAAGGUUACUCAACACAGGCCUCCACAGUCAUAAAGCAAGUGGCUUUUGGGAAGCUUUUAGCCUAAGUUCAGAGCUCCUCCAUAAGGCCCUUACUGGGAGUGGCAGCCUGGGCUUCCUCUUGGAGGUCAGACCAGAGAACAGCACCACCUCUCUCCAUGACCAGAGCUUCCUCCCUGCUGCAGACAAGGAGGUGGAGAAACACAAAGACGGACACCUGAGAGUGUGCAGGUCUGUGGGGCAGGACGAGCACAGCUGGGCCCAGGAGAGACCUCUCUUGGUGACUUAUAGUCAUGACGGGCGUGGAGAGCCUUUAGUCAAACAUGGCAGGAGGAACCAAAGUGGUGGCCAGAGGAUGAGAGGAAGAAAAGGGACCAAAGAUAGGACCAGGAGCAGCAGUAAGGGCCGCAAUAGAGACCAAGUCUGGGGGAGAGCCAAAAAGACGGGGUAUGCAGUACCAGGCUGGGGAGGCGAUAAAAGAGGGGUCGGCUGGAGUGAAAGUGGAAGGGUUAAAAGAAAUGGUGGUCGUGCUGCAAAACUGAAACGCCUUUCCCGUAACAGAUGCCGCCGUCAUCCUCUAUACGUAGAUUUCAACGAUGUGGGCUGGCACAAGUGGAUCAUUGCACCCAGUGGCUACGAUGCCUACUUCUGCCUGGGAGAGUGUCGCUUUCCUCUGGCCGACCACAUGAACUCCUCCAGCCAUGCCAUGGUGCAAACUCUGGUAAACUCUGUGAAUGGAGCAGUGCCGCGGGCCUGCUGUGUCCCCACAUCCCUCAGCCCCAUCGCCCUGCUCUACCUGGACCCUCAAGACCGAGUGGUACUGAAGAAUUACCAGGACAUGGCGGUGGAGGGCUGUGGUUGCCGGUAGUGGGGUCGAGGACUCGGGCCCAGAGAAAGUCAGACACAGACAAGGAAGCAUCAAGGAAACAGGAGAAAGACAGUCGCACGAAAGGUGGAUAGCGGAAAGAAGCCAGCAAAACUGCAAACAGACUGAUAGAGACAAAUGUAGCAGAAUAAGACAAAUGAGUGGAGGAGGUAGAUAAGGGAGUGAAUAUAACAGCUAAAUCAUCAAUAUCAGAGUGCAAGAAACACAGCAGACAUAAUCAGCAGCCUUCAAGUUCCACUUGUUCUCAAAUGAGAAACCAGCGCUUUUACAUCAGAAGGUGUCUGUAUGUCUCUGUGUGUGAUUCUGUAUCCAAAUGUUUGCCACUCAUCUCAGUCUCAUACAUUUGUCUGACAGGCGUGCAUGUGUUUAGCUGUUGUGGAGGGCAGCAGGAAUGGACAAGGUUCAGAGUCAUGAUGUUUAAACUCUGCAGCACCUCUCCAAGGAACUCACUGACGA